AUGAAUUUCUACUCGAUUGUUCAAACAUUUGAAGAUGAUGAAUUUAUGCUGUCCGUUCUCCCAACGAAGUGGACGAUUCGAGGUGGAUGGACAGGUGAAGCAAACUCGGUUGAAGGGCAGGAUGUUUGCUUUUGGCCGAAAAACAUUGCUGGCCACCGACUGUUAGAAAAAACGAAGAAAGAUCCCGAACUCGCUGUUGAAAAAGCCCACUUGCAAGAAUAUCGCUGCAAAAUUAAGCGAACCGGAUUCCAGACGUACAACGAGGCUGUUCGGAAGCUUAAGGUCAUGGAAACAACGCCCGACACGGACGAUUUUGACCCUCCAAGGACAUCAGCGAAGGGGAACGGUGCCGUCGAACUUUUUAAAGCCAUCCAGGCAUCCGGAGGUUCUAAGACUAAGCAGAUUCAAACUAUAACUGUACCCGAACCCGAAAAUCCUCAGCUCAACCUGAUCAUAUCGCUGCUUCACGGUCUGGAAGAGAAAAUCGAUUCUCUCCAAACAUCAUACAACACCCUCAAGGACGAUGUGGAUCAAACUCGCGGUUUAGUGUGCCGCAUGAACGCCAAGGUUGACUUUUUAGCCUCGAACAGCCGAGUUCCAAAAGCAUCAACCUCAAACCAGAAGCGAUUCGAGGAGGUCAAGGGAAUCCGCAAUACUUCAUCUCGAAAGAGGCGCAAGAAGAUUGCGGAUGUCAACGCUACACACGACGCUGCAGGUAGCUCGGAUGGUGAUAUUACGGAGAACGAGAGCAACGGUGAAGAGAACGGAUGUGGAACCGUUAAGGUAGAGCAGCCGAUCAUUCAGCAUGAGGAGAUUGUUGAAGAGUACGUCGUACUAGAGGAAAUCUGA
This is a messenger RNA of Culex quinquefasciatus (southern house mosquito), 849 nucleotides long. RefSeq lists its product as uncharacterized. Bases 1 to 849 code for a protein of 282 amino acids. Lineage: Eukaryota; Metazoa; Arthropoda; Insecta; Diptera; Culicidae. The record is from RefSeq and is a predicted model, not a curated record. The transcript has 3 exons.